This is a messenger RNA of Penicillium macrosclerotiorum, 1068 nucleotides long. RefSeq names its product zinc-binding alcohol dehydrogenase family protein. Gene Ontology annotation, molecular function: oxidoreductase activity, acting on NAD(P)H. NCBI's taxonomy places the organism in Eukaryota, Fungi, Ascomycota, Eurotiomycetes, Eurotiales, Aspergillaceae. The record is from RefSeq and is a predicted model, not a curated record. The transcript has 3 exons. The coding region runs from base 1 to 1068 and encodes 355 amino acids.
AUGACAGGUGAAAAUGACCAAAUGAGCAGGCUGCCUGAAAAUCAGGCUGCUUGGGCACUUGCCCCCAAGUCCAAGCCAUUCGUCGUGAAAGAGGCACCCUACCCUACCCCCGACGCAAAUGAGGUGGUGGUAAAAAACUACGCUGUUGCAGUUAACCCAUGUGACUACAUGCUGCAGGACACCGCAUUCCUGGACUAUAUCACCUAUCCGAAUAUUUUUGGUGUUGACGUCGCGGGUGAAGUGGUAGAAGUCGGCUCGAAUGUCACUGACGUGGCAGUUGGCCAGCGCGUGAUCGGACAUGCUUUUGGAAUGGAUAGCAGUCUCACUCGACAUGCCGGAUUUCAACACUACACGGCUCUGCUCUCGAGCUUAACCUGCCCCUUACCCGCCGAGAUCUCAUUCGCACAAGGCUCUGUUCUUCCUUGCGCACUUUCGACUGCUGCUGCCGGGUUAUACCAAGAAGAAGAUCUUCAUCUUCAAUAUCCCUCUUUGAAUCCCGAGCCGUCUGGUAAGACCCUCCUGGUGUGGGGCGGUGCGUCGAGUGUGGGCAGCUGUGCAAUCCAACUAGCCAAGGCGUCAGGCUACGAGGUUUUGGCAACCGCCAGCCCACAGAACCAUGACCAAUGCCUGCGUCUUGGUGCAUCCAAGGUGUUUGAUUAUCGCAGUGACUCCGUGGUAGAAGACAUCGCCCAAACUCUGGGUGGUACCGAUUUUGUGGGUGUUUUUGAUGCAAUCUCGAAGCGGCAAACGGUACAGAUGUGUGUGAACAUUGUACACACGUUGAAGCAAGAUAAAAAAGUCGUUUUGACAAAUCCAAUUCCAGAUGGAGUGGUGCUUCACAGCAUCGACGCGAAAGCUGUGCUCGCGGGAACUAUAGUGGAGAAUGAUGUCUGUAAAGCUGUGUACCGGGAUUUCCUCCCCGAGGCAUUGGCGAAGAAAAUAUUCCAAGCGACACCGGAGCCUCUGGUGGUGGGCCACGGACUGGGAUCUGUUCAGCUGGCACUGGAUCGAGUGCGCCAAGGCAUGAACGCCCAAAAGGCUGUGGUGACUCUGGGGGAAUCACCAUGA